This is a messenger RNA of Aspergillus pseudonomiae, 1551 nucleotides long. Its product is annotated as cytochrome P450. Lineage: Eukaryota; Fungi; Ascomycota; Eurotiomycetes; Eurotiales; Aspergillaceae. The record is from RefSeq and is a predicted model, not a curated record. The transcript has 3 exons. The coding region runs from base 1 to 1551 and encodes 516 amino acids. Gene Ontology annotation, molecular function: monooxygenase activity; iron ion binding; heme binding.
AUGACCAUCACAGUUGCUGCAAUCGCUACAGGCAGUGUAGCCUUUCUACUGUAUUAUAUCUACUGGUCACUGUUCUCAAGCCCUCUUGCACGAAUCCCAGGACCCAAGUCCUUUGCCUUGACCAAAUGGAGACUUGCAUACGAGGACUACAAGGGCACUCGCACACGCAAGAUACAUGAGCUUCAUGAAAGAUACGGUCCAGUAGUGCGCGUCGGUCCAAAUGAAGUGGCAUUCAACAGCCUGUCUGCGUUGCGCACGAUAUAUGGGGCAGGGAGCGGCUUUGAAAGGACCAACUUCUAUCAUAUGUUUGCGAUAUACGGGCGGAAGAACAUGUUCUCGUUCAAUACGGUGAAGCAGCAUGGCGAACGGAAGAAACUCUUUGCUCACGCCUAUGCAAAAUCUGCAAUGCUCAAAGGACGAAACGCCCAUAUGAUUGAAACCAAGGUUAGAAAGUAUAUGGAACUUCUGGACAGAGAGGGCCGAUCCCAUAACAUCUUUACCACCUUACAUUACUUUUCCUUAGAUAACAUCACGGAGUUCCUCUAUGGUGAUUUUGGGAAGACGGCAUGUCUAGAUGGUAUGAAGGAAGACCGUGCUCUUCUUCAUGAUAUCCUCGCCACCGGUAGUCGCACACUUUCUUGGUUUACUGUCCAUCAUCCCAAACUCACAGCAUGGCUAUACUCGCAGACUGGAAUCAUCGGCUGCGUUGCUCGUCAAUUCUACCCGAUGCAGAAACCAACUCCGUACACAAGCAUCAAACUUCACGCAACCAAGGCUUUCCAGAGAUUUGCGGAUGCUUCACUUGCUGAGAAGGCUGAACAGUCAUCUCUUAUCUCAAAGCUCUGGAAACACCAUCACACCAUGAAAGAUGGCGGCUUGGACGAUCUCGAUAUUGCAUCUGAAUGUGCAGAUCAGCUCGAUGGCGGCAUUGACACCACAAGCGAUACUCUGAUGUUCACAAUCUGGUCGCUUUCUCGCCCUGAGCACAAGAAGUUUCAACAAAAGCUUAUCGACGAAGCUCGGAGUCUUUCUGAGAAAGACCUCAACGCGGAUGGCAUCCCUGGGGUAGAAGCAGCGGACAAAUUGCCCUAUGCAGAGGCAGUUAUCAAAGAAACGCUCAGACUCUUCGCACCGCUGCCAGCAUCUGAACCAAGGUCAUCACCUGAAGCUAUCACUAUUGACGGUUAUCUCGUUCCCGCCCGUACCGUCGUUUCAAUCUCACCAUAUACGUUGCACCGAAACGCAGAUGUGUUUAUAGAUCCGCUGAAAUUUAACCCAGACCGCUGGCUCGACUCGUCUCAAGAUCUCGCGCAAAUGAACAGAUUUUUCUGGGCCUUCUCCAGCGGUGGAAGGAUGUGUAUCGGAAUGCAUCUUGCCAUGGCGGAAAUGACCACAUUUGUGGCGGCGCUCUAUCGCAAAUAUACAACUGAGACUAGAGCUGGAUUUGACAAGAUCUCUCCUGGCAUCACUAGUCGUUUUGAAGUCUUCUAUGAUGAAGGCUGCAGUGGCGUGCGAGAACACGAGUGCCAAAUUGAAUUUAGGCCUCAGUGA